AUGGUUUACUUCGGAUGCGUGAAAAAGAUACGAAUAACCGAAAAGAAAAGACGCGCGAGUUGUUCGACGUCAACACGAAUGAGUAGUACAGAACGAGCGCCAACAUUCACUUCCACGUCUCUUAAAAAUGGAAAGCUGCUAUUUCCCAUGGAGAAACAUCGUUCUGCUUACUCUCCCGAACACGAAACGCCAAUUCUACAAUCAUCAAUGCAUACACAGGAGGCUUAUGUACCUCCACCUCCAACGUAUGCUAUUCAACAAACUGACUAUCGGAAACAUCAACGGGAAACAUCUAGAGGCAAUUAUUUACACACAGAUUUGAUCCGGAAUACUCAAUCCCGUAAAGGCUCAAUGGUGCAACAUGAAGUGGCUGGCAGGGGAAGCAGAGAAUCUGAAGAUCAUUCCAUGAUGCCAUCAUUUGUAUAUCACACAUCUUCAGUUUAA
Thelazia callipaeda (thelaziosis nematode) is the source of this 444-nucleotide messenger RNA. The record is from the annotation of a GenBank genome assembly. NCBI's taxonomy places the organism in Eukaryota, Metazoa, Nematoda, Chromadorea, Rhabditida, Thelaziidae.